Cyprinodon tularosa is the source of this 2021-nucleotide messenger RNA. It is a transcript of the gene chst13, whose product is annotated as carbohydrate sulfotransferase 11. Gene Ontology annotation, biological process: carbohydrate biosynthetic process; proteoglycan biosynthetic process. The coding region runs from base 429 to 1442 and encodes 337 amino acids. The record is from RefSeq and is a predicted model, not a curated record. The transcript has 3 exons. Gene Ontology annotation, cellular component: membrane. Gene Ontology annotation, molecular function: sulfotransferase activity. NCBI's taxonomy places the organism in Eukaryota, Metazoa, Chordata, Actinopteri, Cyprinodontiformes, Cyprinodontidae.
GAUUAGUCCUCAUUAAACGUAACCACAAACCUGUGAGUUUGGGGCGAUAAGGGUUAACUAAGCGUUUAGAAAGGCCCUGCUGGCUCAUAGAAAUCCUCUCUGUCAGGAUUCGGGGAGCCGGUGGCCUCCGCUCCAAUGUCUCCAGCAGUAAUGAACCCCGCAUGGCCUUUUUUCCAGCAGCUCACAGAAACGCCGCAUUUACCGUAAAACACGGCAGCGGAGGAAGAAGGGGAGCAGCAGCUGGUCCCCCUCCCUCUGAGUUUAUUCUCCUCAGCGCUUUGUCCUCCGGUACCGACAUGCAAACAUGUCCGCGAAAAUAACCAGCGCCGUGAACCGUGAGCGGAGCGGCUCUGCGCUGUUACCGGUGAUAAAGUAGGAAGGUUGGCGCACGAUCCUGAGCUGAAGUCGCUCAUUUCCACAGACUCAGGAUGAAGAAACCCAAAGGGAUCCGGAUCCUUUCUGCCCUGUGUCUGGGAUGUUUCAUUAUGGUCAUCUUCUACUUUAACAGCAGCCUGAAGCCAGAACCACUGGGGGAGCAAAGCGGUGGGCAGAAAACCAGGAGGAGCCCCCUACAGGCACUCUAUGAGGGGGACCAGGUUGAGUCUCCAGUUCAGGCUAUCCAUCAGGGUCGCCGGGAGCUGUUGGAAGAGGCCUGUCGCUCCUACACCCGGAAACGCAGAGUCCUCAUCCCUGAAGAUCUGAAGCACAUUAUCGUGGACGACAAGCACGGCUUGCUGUACUGCUACGUGCCCAAAGUGGCCUGCACCAACUGGAAGAGAGUGCUCAUGGUUCUAACAGGAGUCUCAGGAGACCACAAAGACCCGCUAGCCAUCCCUGCCAACGAGGCGCACGUCCCGGGAAACCUCCGCACUCUGUCAGAAUACUCCAACUCCCAGAUCAACCAGCGCCUGCGCUCCUACCUGAAGUUCAUUUUUGUGCGCGAGCCAUUCGAGAGGCUGGUCUCUGCUUAUCGCAACAAGUUCACAAGGAGCUACAACACCGCUUUCCAUAAACGAUACGGAACAAAGAUAGUGCGCCGGCAUAGGGCAGACCCUCAGCCAGAAGCCCUGGAGAAGGGCAAUGAUGUCUCUUUCGAGGAGUUUGUCUAUUAUCUUGUGGAUCCUGCAACCCAGCGAGAAGAGCCUUUCAACGAGCACUGGGAGCGGGUCCACUCACUGUGCCACCCCUGCCUCAUUCACUACGACGUGGUGGGGAAAUAUGAGACGCUGGAGCAGGACUCCCGCUACGUGCUGCAGUUGGCAGGGGUGGACAAGCAGAUCCGCUUCCCCGCCUCGUCCAAAAGCACCAGGACUACAGGAGACAUGGCGGCAAGUUUCUUUCAGAACAUCAGCCCCUUUUACCAGAAGAAGCUUUACAAUCUUUAUCGCAUGGACUUCCUGCUCUUCAACUACACUGUCCCAGCCUACCUCAAAUUCAGAUGAGGCUGGGACUUCAUUUGGCCGCAGGCUUCAGCUUUCUCUUUCUGCCACAGACUCUGUCCUUAAUGGAACGACAAAAACAUUAUAAAAUAAAAAAACACCUGUUUUCGGAUCCAAAAUAUCUGUUUUCAGAGUGAAAAACAUUUGUCGAGGACAUCCCAUCAUGAGAUCAGAGCUCUGUCCUUUGAGGCUAAGGAGAUUUAAAUGGAAACAUGGAGUCAGUGUUGGUCUGAAUGAGUUAAAUGCUGUUCAAACUUUUUAUUUGUAUUCAGUUGUUUUCUGCUGUUUUAAAUGUUAAUUUGCACAAAACAAAGAGCACAGGAGCUGGGCAAAUCGCAUCCAAAUGUGUGGACAGCGAAUGUCUCGAGACGUGCCUUUGGAUCGCAGGCCUUUCUUUGUCCCCUGGAAAAAGAGACAGCUUUUAUUUUCUAAAUGUGAUUCCUGAACCUGUCUUUUACUGUAGGAUAAGAUUUUUUUUGUGUAACUGUUAUUUCUAUUUAUUUUUAGCUCUAAAAAAAAAAAAGAAAAAAGAAAAAGACAAACCAAACUAGGUAUAAUUUCUUCCACGUCUUUCAAAUAAAU